Molecule: messenger RNA, 2723 nt
Organism: Acipenser ruthenus (sterlet)
Lineage: Eukaryota; Metazoa; Chordata; Actinopteri; Acipenseriformes; Acipenseridae
Gene: mtif2
Product: mitochondrial translational initiation factor 2
Exons: 14
Coding region: 143-2335 (730 amino acids)
Biological process (GO): translational initiation
Molecular function (GO): GTPase activity; translation initiation factor activity; GTP binding
Source: RefSeq, a predicted model, not a curated record
GUCAUGGCGACGCGCAUAGAGAAACAGGAAUGACUUCAGUGACCGGGGAUUCAGAACAUAAGAAUCUUAGUUUUGCAAAAAUAACAAUGCGAACAAUUACAAUUCAAUUUAGCAGCUGAUGCAACGGUAGAAAACAGUCAAUAUGAGUGGAAAACUUUUUCUGGAGAACCUGCUGCGCUAUAACACUGCCUGCAGACAGCUCUGUGCCCUGUGCUAUAAGGAAGUCCACAGAACACGGCGCACAACGCUUGGAUCACCUGCUUACUGCACUAAACUAUCUAGGUUCCUCAACACCCCAAAGUGGUGCAAUGAGACUUUAAUCAUGGUCUCCAUUAGCCAAACCAGACUGUUUUCCACAAAGCUGGGUAAAGGCUCUGGAAAGACAAAGAUUCCAAAACCAAAAGCAAAACAAGAAAAGCAAGAAGUAGAAAUUAAGCAGCGUAUGUCUGUUGCUGAACUUGCUCAAGCAAUGAACAAAGAUGUUGAUCACGUUUAUGAGGCUCUGCUACACACAACCAUUGAUCUGGACUCCUUGGAACCAGACUCCCUCUUAGAUGAGGUAUGGAUCAAGGAGGCAGUCAAGAAAUCAGGAAUGAAGUACAAAUGGGCAAAACUGACUGAGGGAAAAGUCAGGGAAAAUAAAGAUGCAGUUAACAGGCCCCCAGCAGACCCAACAGUGCUGGUUGCACGUCCCCCUGUUGUAACCAUAAUGGGUCAUGUAGACCAUGGUAAAACCACACUGCUGGACAGUUUAAGAAAGAGCCAGGUGGCGGCCAUGGAGGCCGGAGGUAUCACCCAGCACAUCGGAGCAUUCCUCGUCCAACUGCCAUCUGGUGAAAAGAUCACUUUCCUAGACACACCAGGGCAUGCAGCCUUUUCAGCAAUGAGAGCCCGAGGAGCCCAUGUAACUGAUAUAGUCAUACUGGUGGUAGCUGCAGACGACGGGGUGAUGAAACAAACAGUAGAAUCCAUUCAGCAUGCCAAAAAUGCAAAAGUUCCCAUCAUCCUGGCUGUGAAUAAGUGUGACAAGCCUGACGCGGACACAGAGAGGGUAAAGAAGGAGCUGCUGGUCCAUGAUGUGGUGUGUGAGGAGUACGGUGGAGAAGUGCAGGCUGUCCACGUGUCAGCUCUCAAGGGAGACAACCUGAAGUCUUUGGCAGAGGCCACAGUUACUCUGGCAGAGGUGCUGGAACUGAAGGCCGAUCCCACGGGGCUGGUUGAGGGGACCGUCAUAGAAAGCCGAACAGACAAAGGCAAAGGUCCUGUAACCACGGCUAUAAUUCAGAGAGGCACUCUGAAGAAAGGCUGUACGCUGGUGGCUGGUAAGUCCUGGGCGAAGGUGCGUUGGAUGUUCGACGAGAAUAACCGAGCGAUGAGUGAGGCGGGGCCCAGCACGCCCGUGGAGAUCGUGGGCUGGAAGGAUGUGCCGUCCGCAGGGGAGGAAAUCCUUGAAGUGGAGUCCGAGCAAAGAGCUCGUGAAGUUAUUGAAUGGAGGAAAUAUAUUGAAGAGCAGGAGAAACUGAAGGAGGACCAGCAGGUGAUUGAAGCAAAGCAGAAAGAGCACCAAGAGUCCUACAGCAAGGAGCGGGACACCAUGAGCCAUCUGAACUGGAGACAGAGGAAGAGCGCCAUGUACAGGGCCAACAAACAGCGCAUGGCCUUCAGACCCAAGGAGAGGAUGGAGAAUGAGCAGCUCGCCCUCCCUGUCAUCAUCAAAGGUGAUGUGGAUGGAUCUGUGGAGGCCAUUCUGAACAUCCUGGACAGCUAUGAUGCUGAUGAGCAGUGUGAGCUGGACAUUGUGCACUUCGGUGUUGGAGACAUUAGUGAAAAUGACAUUAACCUUGCAGAAACAUUCUCAGGCGUGGUCUACGGGUUUAACGUGGACGCCAACAAAGCUAUUCAGCAAGCUGCUGUUAAGAAAGGAGUCCAGAUAAAACUGCACAACAUUAUCUACAAGCUCAUUGAUGACCUAAAAGAGGAACUGAGCAGCAAACUGCCUCCCACAGUGGCAGAGAAUGUAGUAGGAGAAGCCUCUGUUCUGGCUACGUUCUACGUCACUGUUGGGAAGAAGAAGUUGCCAGUGGCUGGCUGCAGGGUGAACAAGGGACAGCUCGACAGAAAGAUGAAGUUUAAACUCAUCCGCAGGGGAGACAUCAUUUGGAAAGGUUCUCUGACGACUCUGAAGCACCUCAAGGAUGAUGUGCAGACAGUCAAGACUGGAAUGGAGUGUGGCCUCAGUAUGGAUAAGGACAUUGAUUUCCAGCCUGGAGAUGAAGUUGUGUGCUACGAAGACACAGAAAAACAGCAGGAGAUCUGCUGGGACCCAGGGUUUUAAACUAAUGAGGACAACCAUCAAUUUCAGGACUGGAUCACUAGUGAAACAUGAUGGACCUGAUGCUCAAAGCUUUUUACUCUUAAUUGUUAGCACAUUUUUAAUGAAAGGGGAAAAAAGCACCAAUAGUAAUUCUAAAUUGAAUACAAAACAACUUAGAUUACUCAAUACAAUCUUGAGUUGUUUAUUCUGUUUGGUACUUUUUAUUGGGUACAUUUGUCCUUACUGAAAAAAUUAUGCUAAUGUUUGGAUUGAGAAGAAUCAGAAAACUUUUCUUUAAAGCAGCUGUAUGAAAUUGUACAACUUCAAAGCAAGUUAUUUAUUGAUAUCUGCAUAUCAGAUAUGACAUCUAAACAAUCUGUAAUAUCGUAAUAAAACACAUCAUUCAAAA